UAUGAAUUUUAACAAAUAGAAAAAAAUUCCCACAGACAAGACAAGCAACCCCUACCCCGGGUUAAAUUGUCUAUCUCUCUCUCUAGUUUCCAAGGAAGGACCCGAGACGUUCCGUCCUCACGAGAAUGAACAAGAUGCGAGUUACGGUACCUGAUGAACCACAGAGAGACAGUGAGACAGACUCAGUGAAAAAGGGGAAGGAAAUUGCAGCAAUAAAAAGGAAAACACGGCCCUCACUUAAUUCCCUUGCCAUUUUGAAAGAGGCAGGACAAUCGAUCGACACGUCUUCGCCGGACAAGCUGUGUGAUCAGCUCCAUGCUGGAGUAUUCUUAAAGCCCAACAAACUGAAGUAUUUUGUUGACAAGGUGUUGAAUAAGAAUUGCUUCGUAUUAUUUGCCAGAGAACUUCAUAUCGAAUGGUCUGACCAUCAAGAAUAUUGGCAAUGGAACCAAGAUAAAGAUAUAAGUGGUGAAGACAUUGAAGUGGCUGAGCUAUUACAUGUAACUUGGUUAGAGGUUAGAGGAACGAUUUGGACAGUUGAUCUCUCACCAGAAACUCUGUAUGAAAUUGUAUUUGUCGUAAAGAUCAUAGGUGGCAGUAUAUCGCAAUUUUCAAUGAAGCUUACUAUGACGUACCCAAAUAAUGAAUCUAAAAAACACCAUGAAAGUUUAGAAGAAAAGCCUUUUGACGAGUGGAUUGAGAUCUGGGUGGGUGAUUUUAUAAUGUCACCAGAAAUAGUUGGAAACCUGAAUUUCUCUCUAGACGCAACAGAUCAAAUGUCCAAGGACGGACUUGUUGUGAAAUGUGCUAUCAUUCGACCGAAGAACUAACUGGCACUUGGAUAGUAAGCAUUAUCCAGGUAUCCAAAGUGAGGAAUUUGUGAUUGUAUGACUAUUAAAUAAGCAAUACAAAUUAUCUGUAGAAAGCUUGAUAUCCUAGUUUGAUGCAUAUUCAUUAUU
Quercus robur (English oak) is the source of this 959-nucleotide messenger RNA. Its product is annotated as lectin-like. Bases 126 to 830 code for a protein of 234 amino acids. The record is from RefSeq and is a predicted model, not a curated record. NCBI's taxonomy places the organism in Eukaryota, Viridiplantae, Streptophyta, Magnoliopsida, Fagales, Fagaceae. The transcript has 4 exons.